GCCGGCCAAUGAGGAGCCGGGGAGGAGGAUUCCCGCUCCCGCGGCCGCCCAGCCGGCUUUUUAAACUGGACUCUGGGGACCGCUGUCCAGGAGCACGCGGAGGAGUGGAGGAGAGUGGAGGCUGGGGGUAGAAUAGGAGAGCCCUAAGGGAAGGGACUCUAGGGGCUUGACGAUUCAGUGUCAAGGCUGGCUUAGAUCAGGGACGGGAAAACCCAGAGGCGGUGGAGGAGACACCAAGCUCCAGGCAGGCCGAACGAAGUGCGCGGAAGAUGGAGUGGAAACUGGAGCGCACCGCCCCGCGGAGGGUCCGCACCGAAGAAGAGAUGCUGUGGGAGAAUGUCAUGCGAGUGCUCGCCAAAGACCUGAAGCAGAAGAGAAGUCAAGGUUCCUCUCAGGUAUUUGACGCAACGAAUACUACAUAUUCUAACUUUAAGAGCGACUUUUUGAAGAGGCUGUCAGCUGAGGUUCCUGUUGCCAGUAGCCCAAUUACCACAAGAUGGCAGCAAAGCCAAACCAAGGAUAUGGCAGCCUAUUCCUUUGGGGAAGGGUAUUCAACCACCGACCUCCCAGAAUCUCCUGAAUCAGUGCUGAAGAUGACUGUUGAGAAAGAGACCUUGAUUCAAGAAUCCUACGAAGAGCCCUUGAAGACCCCCAUCAAAGGGAGCUUUGAAACAAAUAACUCUGUUCUCCAUUUUUGCAAGACACCUCAUUCACUGGACAGAAGCUGGAAGAAAAACGUUGCCUCCAAAGGCCAGAAAUGUUUAAAUCAGCUACUUUCCAUCCAGAAACAGGCUCACCAGGAUAAGGGAAAAAUGCAGCUCUGUGAGCAAUCACAUUGUGUUUGGAAAGGCUGCAGAGAUGGAGUCAGAGAUGAAGGCUUCCAUCUUAAAAGGUUCAGUGAUAUAAACUAUUCCAUACUCCAACCAGAAGUGAAGAUUCAUCUCACUGGUCUUCGAAAUGACUACUAUCUGAAUAUCUUAGACUGGAAUUUUCAAAAUCUUGUUGCUAUAGCCCUUGGAUCUUCUGUGUAUAUCUGGAAUGGGGAAAACAGCAAGAUUGAAAACAUAGACUUAAGUCUCACUUGUAACUAUAUAUCAUCUGUGUCUUGGAUAAAAGAAGGGACCUGCUUGGCAGUUGGCACCAGCGAGGGAGAAGUGCAAUUAUGGGAUGUAGUAACUAAAAAUCAGCUGAGAAAUAUGCUUGGCCAUUUAUCGGUCGUUGGGGCUCUAAGCUGGAAUCACUGUUUCCUUAGCAGUGGAUCGAGGCUGGGGCGUGUUUAUCACCACGAUGUUCGGGUAGCCCAGCAUCAUGUUGGAACACUUCACCACAAGCAAGCUGUGUGUGCUCUGAAGUGGUCACCGGAUGGCAAGCUGCUUUCUAGUGGCUGUAGUGACGGAUUGUUGACUAUAUGGCCCCAGGAUCCUGGUGCGAAUGCACAGGGUCAACCACUAAAAGUCAUAUCCCAGUCUACAGCAGUCAAGGCCAUGGAUUGGUGCCCCUGGAAGUCUUCAGUACUUGCUGUUGGAGGAGGAAUGAAAGAUGGACACUUACAUAUCUUGGAUCUAAACACUGGGGAGAGCAUCCAGUCUCCAAGCACAAAUUCACAGAUUUGCUCCCUUAUCUGGCUACCUAAGACAAAGGAGAUAGUGACUGGCCAAGGUGCUCCCAAGAAUGACAUAACCGUGUGGACCUGUCCCACUCUGGCCAGGUCGGGCCACAGUGGCAGAGUGCUGCACCUGGCGUUGAGUCCAGACCACACCCGAAUUUUUUCAGCUGCAGCUGAUGGGACAGCCUCUGUGUGGAAAUGCUGCUAGUCACCCAGACCCUCUAUGCUUCAGUUUCCUCCUUUCUAAGUGAGAACAAUUGUAUUAGACUUGUCUUCUCCAUGGGCUUGUUAUGAGUAUCAAACAAGAUGAAGAACCUUUCUUGAUGUGAAUGCCUGUUUUCCUGACCUUUUUUCUCAGAUUAGUUUGCUUCUCUUCCAUUCAUUGCAUUUUUUCAGAGAUUUUGUCUCUCACCCUCUUUUCUUUUCGCUCUACUUAGCUCUUCUCCUUCCUCUUUCUCCUCUUCUUUCUCCUCCUCCUCCACUUCUUCUUCCUUCUCACUAUCUUAUUUUUUUAGAGACCCAUUUCAUUGCUUUAGCCAGAAUAUUUAUAGCAAAGAUCCUUACAUACUUCUUUCCCACCGUGACUUUUCUCCAAAGCUCCAAACUCACAUUUCUGAUUUGCUUCUGAAUAUUUCCCUUAUGAAACCAUUCUCAUUUUUAGCUCAAACUCGAUACAGGGAAAAUACAACUCAUUCAUUAUGUCAGUGGAGUCCAUGGGAGGUGCAAGUGGUUAAGUACUUGGCUGCUAACUAGAAUGUUGGCAUAUUGAGCCCACUCAGAGGUGCGUCAGAAGUAAAACCUGGCGAUCUGCUUCCAAAACCCCAUGGAGUGCAGUUCCACUUUGCAACACGUAGGGCCACCAUGAAUUAGAAUCAACUUGAUGGCAAC
Messenger RNA from Loxodonta africana (African savanna elephant), 2494 nucleotides. RefSeq names its product cell division cycle 20B (gene CDC20B). The record is from RefSeq and is a predicted model, not a curated record. Gene Ontology annotation, biological process: positive regulation of ubiquitin protein ligase activity; positive regulation of anaphase-promoting complex-dependent catabolic process; anaphase-promoting complex-dependent catabolic process. Gene Ontology annotation, cellular component: anaphase-promoting complex. Gene Ontology annotation, molecular function: protein binding; anaphase-promoting complex binding; ubiquitin ligase activator activity. NCBI's taxonomy places the organism in Eukaryota, Metazoa, Chordata, Mammalia, Proboscidea, Elephantidae. The coding region runs from base 270 to 1814 and encodes 514 amino acids. The transcript has 12 exons.